AUGACGCGUGACCCCGUGGUCGACUAUGGUGAUCUUUCCGUUAAUGAACUCAUUCAAUACACAAUCGAGAGGAACAAAGAUCCUCUCAUUGAGAGAGUGAAAAACAAAAUUUCCCGUUACAACGUUACUGUAUACUGUCCGCUGCUGUUGGAACCAGAUGAAGAUUGGUUAGCCUACAGUCAAGUCAUUACAUACGACAUGUGUGUCAUUGCACACAAUGUCCACCUGCGUUCCCAUGCUGGAUUUUUGACGCAGACACCUUUUCAGUGUCUUGCGUUUUUGCAAUUGCAACACCAAGGAUGCCAAAGAAGGACGGUGCUUGCAAUGCACACUUGUUUGAACGGAUUCGACUAAAAAUAUCCGAGCAACACUCCUAUAUAUUCCUCCUUGUCCAUCCUUGUUCUUAUAAGCUUAUUAGCUACCAUCAUACAUAGAAAGUUUAAUUGAUAAGUGACAAAUCAGAUGUAAAAGCUAAAAAUUGUUUCACCUCCUUGUCGAUAGUGCUUGUGUGUAUGGCUAAAAUUUAUUAGAAACGGCUAUGUGUUACCAAAACCCUGGAAAUGCUUGAGGUUUUUAUGUUCUCCAAAGAUUUGGAAUCGUACCC
Molecule: messenger RNA, 604 nt
Organism: Cylicocyclus nassatus
Lineage: Eukaryota; Metazoa; Nematoda; Chromadorea; Rhabditida; Strongylidae
Source: the annotation of a GenBank genome assembly